Cyprinodon tularosa is the source of this 601-nucleotide messenger RNA. It is a transcript of the gene higd1a, whose product is annotated as HIG1 hypoxia inducible domain family, member 1A. Gene Ontology annotation, cellular component: mitochondrion. Lineage: Eukaryota; Metazoa; Chordata; Actinopteri; Cyprinodontiformes; Cyprinodontidae. Bases 158 to 439 code for a protein of 93 amino acids. The transcript is spliced from 4 exons. The record is from RefSeq and is a predicted model, not a curated record. Gene Ontology annotation, biological process: mitochondrial respirasome assembly.
ACCACUCGGGAGCUUUACUUACGUCAGCUCUGCGUCAGGGGUAGUUAUAUCAGGACCUUGCCGGUUAUUACUUCCUUGCAAACUGUGGUCGACAUCUUUCACGAAGCUCAUCUGACAUUUUCUUUAUAAAGCUCCUUCAGAAUAUAACGCAGCCAAGAUGUCCUCGUACGAAGAAGGGAAUGACUCAAAAUUAAUGCGCAAAGUAAAGGAAAAUCCCUUUGUCCCAUUGGGAAUGGCUGGAUUUGUUGCCAUUGUUGGACACCAGCUGUAUAAAAUGAAAAGUCGAGGGGACACAAAAAUGUCAGUACACCUCAUCCACAUGCGUGUAGCUGCACAAGGCUUUGUGGUAGGAGCCAUAACAGUAGGUGUCUUGUAUUCAAUGUACAACCAGUACAUCAGGCAUCCCAAAGAAGAGCAGAAUUCUGAGAAACACAAUUAAAAACUGAAUCUUACUGUCAAACGUCUGUGGAAUUACCGUAGGACCAUCAUUUCUAGAUGUGCAUUUAGAAGCUAAUCAGUGACUAAAAAACAACCCUAUGGCACAUCACUUUUUAAAAUUGAACAUUAGUGGCCACCAGCUUAUGGGUGUAAGAUUUGGUUC